Messenger RNA from Quercus robur (English oak), 978 nucleotides. Its product is annotated as peroxiredoxin-2E-2, chloroplastic. Gene Ontology annotation, molecular function: thioredoxin peroxidase activity. Gene Ontology annotation, biological process: cell redox homeostasis; hydrogen peroxide catabolic process; cellular response to oxidative stress. NCBI's taxonomy places the organism in Eukaryota, Viridiplantae, Streptophyta, Magnoliopsida, Fagales, Fagaceae. Gene Ontology annotation, cellular component: cytoplasm. The record is from RefSeq and is a predicted model, not a curated record. Bases 170 to 871 code for a protein of 233 amino acids. The transcript has a single exon.
CUGUCGUGACAUAUCCUAGCCUCUCAUUGCUCCCUUCCCCCAAAUCUCCCACCCAAUCCAAAGGUCCAAAACCACCCAAAACGAUCCCUCUUUCUCUCUCUCACAAACCAUUCUCAUCAUAACACUCAUCACAGAGAGUCUCUCUCACGCAUUUUCGCAAACACAAACAAUGGCCGCCACUCUCUCCAUCUCAAGACUCCUCCUCUCUUCCCCCACCUCCCUCUCUCUCUCCACCGCCACCGCCACCUCCUCCCUCUUCCCCGCCGCUGCCGCCAAAUCCCUCUCUUCAAAACUCUCCUUCACUUCCCUCCCCCUCAAACACCACCACCGCCACCACCCAAAACCCCUCAAAUUCUCCACCGCCAAAUCCACAAUCUCCGCCACAAUCUCCGUCGGAGACAAGCUCCCCGACGCAACACUCUCUUACUUCGACCCAUCUGGAGCACUCCAAACCACCACCAUCUCCGACCUCACCAAAAACAAAAAAGCCAUCCUCUUCGCCGUCCCAGGUGCCUUCACUCCAACCUGUUCCCAAAAACACCUCCCUGGUUUCGUCGAAAAAUCCAAGGACCUCAAAGCCAAAGGCGUCGACACCAUCGCUUGCAUUUCGGUCAACGAUGCUUUUGUCAUGAGGGCGUGGAAGGAGAACCUUAAAGUCAACGACGAGGUGCUUUUGUUGUCUGAUGGCAAUGGGGAUUUCACUCGAGCCAUUGGGGCUGAGCUCAAUCUGAGUGAUCAGCCUGUGGGUUUGGGUGUCAGGUCGAGAAGGUACGCGCUUUUGGCUGAAGAUGGAGUUGUCAAGGUCUUGAAUUUGGAGGAAGGUGGUGCUUUUACUUUCAGUGGAGCUGAGGAUAUUCUCAAAGUGCUUUGAAUUUCCUGAGGUUGUACUUUUACGGCUUCUUCUUCAUUUUGUUUUUUGAUUUUCAUGUUGUUCAGACUGGUUUUUUGUUAAUAAAAAUGUAUGGAACUUGAGUGCCA